UUUUUUUUUUUAAACAGUGGUCUGAAGUAGCAGCCAACCGAUUUGAUCUCGGUAAACCACUGAAAUGUCUUCUAAGCCCACUUGUCUAAUUGUGGCCAGUGCAGCUUCACAAGGAGUGUCUGCUCGGUCGUUCCAUCAAGCCUUCUGUCUCUGCAGUUCAGUGUUCAACCUGCAGACUGCUACACCAGGGGGGAAGCCCAUAGAUUUUGUCGGGGUGGAUGAAACCACAGCCAGAUGGGUCCAAGACUUCAGCCAAAAGUCUUUUGCGACCCCAGCCAAGUUGGAGUCAAUAGACGGUGCUCGGUACCAAGCUCUGCUGAUUCCAGAUUGUCCUGGGGCGCUCACUGACCUGGCACACAGUGGCUCUCUGGCACGUAUCCUCGCACACUUCACCUCACAGCAGAAGGCGGUGUGCGCUAUAGGACAAGGGGUAUCUGGUCUGUGCUGCGCCGUAGAAGGACAGAGGUGGAUCUUCACUGGCUACAGUCUCACUGGGCCGUCUGUGUUUGAGUUGGUGAGGAGCCCAGACUUUGCCAACCUGCCUCUGAUCGUGGAGGACUUUGUCAAGGACAGCGGAGGAUCGUACACCGCUAGUCAGGAGGACGCCGUGCAUGUCGUGAUCGACAGACACCUGGUGACCGGACAGAACACACAGUCUACGUCAGUCGCUGUCAAUAACCUCAUCAUGCUCUGUAAUGGAAAGUAACAUGUCUUCUGUUCAGCUACGUAGGGACCAAGCUAAAAAGCCCUGGGCCGGGAUUCAAUCCGAUCGUGCUUUGACAGCUAUGCGCCAUUUUUAAAAAGGUGAUCUGCCAUUGAAUCGACAUAUGCAGCGUUUAUCAUGAAUGCGUGGGAAUAUUGCCUUUUAAAGGAGCUACUGCCUUUGAAAAGCCACGAAUCCAUUUGAAAAUGGCCAAUUUGGCAUCGAUAUGAGUUAGUGUAAAUCGGAUCAUUUUGGUCAUAAAGUGGGUCUCGUCUAAAAUGGAGUUUGGAAUAUCUGUGUGUCACAACGGAUAAAUUAAGGUUGGGUUUUGAUUUGACGAUGUCCAUUUACCCACUAACACGGGGUGAACAGCUGCUGUGAUUGUUCUCUAUCCAAUAGCAUAAACAGUGAGACAGACCUGCCCAGCAGCUCCGACUUUUACAUAAGACAACAAAUCGCAAAUUUUUUUCUUUUUACUUGAGAAAAACUGCACCAAACACCUUUUUUAGAUGUAAAAUUACACAACUAAAACAUCAACUCAAUACAUCUGUAAUAAAUGUAAUCUUCGAUUCAUUCUGGGGAUUUUCAGGAAGUGAAAUAGGCUUCAUGGGGAAUAAACAGAUUUAACCACACCUCCAAAACUGAAACCUGUUUUUCUAAUAAGCAGAAAAACGUGCCAAUCGGCGUCUUCCGUGGCUCUUUUAAAAAGGUGCGUUGCCCACAAAGCGCGAUCGGAUUUAAUCCCAGCCUUAUUUUGACAUGAACAGGAUAUGAUUUAGCAGACAGGGCUCAGAGUAUACAUACAGUAAGAAGACUGAACCUUUCAAAUACAGGUGUCGCAGGCAAAAUCUCAAAGUAGAGCUCCUUUACAUUUAGUGCGAUCAAGGACAAAUAAAGGUUCUGGGUACAAAUGUGAUAAUAUGAAGUUUAGUUGGGCCAUGAGGACAACUCCUGUCUUAUGUACUGUACACCAGGGUUGGUGCAAUUCCAUUUCAGAAAGUAAACCAAAUUCCAAUUAGACCUUGUAGAAGAGAUUUGAAUUUUCAGUGCUCUUCCUGAAUCGACUGGAUUUUAGAUGGAAUUGAGGCCAACCCUGCAGUCUACUACAGCAGAGGUUUGUAGUACUACUAGCGUAGCUACCACACACAGCCUAAUUCAACAGCCACCGGUGAGGUAUUAGAAAAAGUAUCACUGUAUGUAUGUACAUUUCUAUUGUCGAUUACAUUUUUAUAUUAAAAACAAACACUGAA
Molecule: messenger RNA, 1953 nt
Organism: Salvelinus namaycush (lake trout)
Lineage: Eukaryota; Metazoa; Chordata; Actinopteri; Salmoniformes; Salmonidae
Gene: gatd1
Product: glutamine amidotransferase like class 1 domain containing 1
Exons: 7
Coding region: 65-706 (213 amino acids)
Source: RefSeq, a predicted model, not a curated record